AUGAAUGAACAACUUUUGGAAAUUCAACCCAAGGAACUCAAAUUCAUAUUUGUUCUGACAAAGCAAAGCUCAUGCUCAAUUAGUCUUACCAAUAACACCCACCAUUAUGUUGCAUUCAAGGUAAAAACUACUUCCCCUAAGAAAUACAGCGUACAAUUAAAUGCAUACAUUGUUAUGCCGAAAUCUACCUCUGUUCUUACUGUCACAAUGCGAGCCCAAGCGGUAGCUCCACCUGAUAUGAUGUGCAAAGACAAGUUUUUAAUUCAAAGCACAGUUGUGCCUGUUGGGACAACUGAUGAGGACAUCACAGCUAGCAUGUUUGUCAAAGUUGAUGGUAGGUACAUUCAAGAGAACAAGCUGAAGGUGACCCUUGUCAGCCCACCUAUUUCACCAGUAUUGUCACCAAUUGACGGGUCAUUGAAGCAGGGCCCAGCUUUUGAGGCUUCAAUACUGAAAGAACCAGUAUCGAGAGUUCAAAUCCUCACACCAUCAGACAUGGCUACUAAGAAUAUGGCGGGGUCUGAGAUGUUAAACAGUGAGGAAUUAAAGCCUGACAAAGUUGAAGAAUUAAGGCCAAGGAAGGAUACUAUUGAUGAAUUGAAGACUAAGAAGGAUGCUUACAGCAAGGAUGCGGAGGUGAAGCCUAGGAAGGAUGUCGUUAAUGAGGAAGAAGUAAAGCCAGAAAAAGAUGUAGAGCUUAAGCCUCUGAAGGAUGUUGUUGACAAUGACGAAUUAAAGCCAGGAAGGGAUGCUGCAUUGGAACCAAGGAAGGAUCCUCCUUUUAGUGAGAAGUUAACCACACAAAAUGAUACAGAGUUGAAUCUAUCAAAGGAAGUGGAUGAUAGUGAAGAAUUGCAGUUAAGAAAGGAUGUAGAGUUGAAGCUGAUGAGAGAAGUUGAGUCUAAAGCAAAAAAGACUGCAGAGGGGCAGAAGUUAGUUACAGACAUCGAGGACAUGAAGUCAAAAGUAAAUGAACUUGAAUCAAAGCUAAAUGAGGUCAAGGUGACUGUUUCAAAUCUCAGAGAAGAGAUGAGAUUAAGCUUUCAAGAGAGAAAAAUGUUGCUGGCAGAAUUAGGAGCUUUAAGGAAUAAAACAGUGGUGAAGAAAGUUAAGGUGGGAUUUCCUCUUCUGUUUGUGUGCAUAGUGGCAUUCAUCAGUUUCGUGCUUGGAUGCCGGCUAAUCCCUUGAAAGAGAAAUGCACACCAAAUGGAUUCAUUAAAGAAAGCUUGUUGAUUGUUAGAAAGAAGAAUAGGCACCACCACUACACGAUUACUUUUG
Messenger RNA from Mangifera indica (mango), 1278 nucleotides. RefSeq names its product vesicle-associated protein 2-2-like. NCBI's taxonomy places the organism in Eukaryota, Viridiplantae, Streptophyta, Magnoliopsida, Sapindales, Anacardiaceae. Gene Ontology annotation, biological process: endoplasmic reticulum membrane organization. The transcript has 9 exons. The coding region runs from base 1 to 1188 and encodes 395 amino acids. The record is from RefSeq and is a predicted model, not a curated record. Gene Ontology annotation, cellular component: plasma membrane; endoplasmic reticulum membrane.